GUCAUUGUACGUAAGCAGGUGCACGUGAGAUGACCGUCUGCUAGACGGGUCAGUGGCUAGGUGCACUAUCCUCCUCGUGACGUCCCGGUUAGUUUUGAAAACCUUAUUUUCGGUUAGUUCUAUGUGAUUAUGUUACAUAGACCGACGGUCUUGAGGGAGGCAUUAUGUUCACAGUAUUUCGUAUAUUACUGAUACUUACCCACUUUUUGUACGAUUUGUUUUCUGCCGUUUAUAAUUAUUGCAUUAUCGUUCAUCGCAAGUGUACGAAGAUUUGGUACGGUGAAAAUUUAAGGACAGAAAUUGAAAUGUUGAUUCAAACCGCGAAUAAAAUGAAAAAACUGCCGAGGCAUGUAGUGAUCGUUUUCGGCGCGAAGGAGGAUACUAUUUUUGACUGCAUACGAAUAAUUGGAUGGUGUAUCACGCUUGGUAUACCGUACCUCAGCUUUUUUGACAUCAAUGGUUUUUUAGUCAAAAAUGAAAGUUCUUUAAAAUAUGAACUUGCAAAAAGGCGACCUGAUUUAGUGGAUCAUGUAAGUUGGAAUAAACCAAACAUAACAUCCAAGCAAAAUGGGAUAACUGAUUCUAAGUUGAAAACAAGAGUAUCUUUAUUAUCCUCCAUGCAUGGAAAAGGAGAAAUAGUAAUGUUAACAAAAAAAUUGGCUGAAGCAGUUGUCACAGGAACAAUCAAAUCAGAAGAAAUAAAUAGUGAUUUGAUUAAUGAAAAAUUAAAUUUAUGGAGAGUUCCAGAUCCUGAUUUAGGUGUAAUAUAUGGUCAUGUUUGUUGCACGUAUGGUGUUUUACCAUGGCAAACACGAAUAACAGAAUUCUUCACACUACCUUUACACUUCAGUCUAUCCGUAAAGGAUUUCACAUGUUUGUUAGAGAAGUACAGUAAAUGUGAACAACGAUAUGGAAAAUAAAGGGAAUUGUUGUGUGAAGCUUUUCUAUUUUGAACAAAGCCAGGAAGAAGAAACAAAUGAUGCAAAAAAUAGUUUUUAAGAAAACUUUACAAAGACUGAACUUAAAACAAUUUACAGAUAUUUUAUAAGUGGUUGCGUGUUAAUAAAUUAAUAAUGGUGGAACUAGCAACUCGUGCGAUACAAGUGUCGUUAAUGAACCGAUUUUAAUGUGUAUCUAUAAGAAACAAUUUAGAUAGUCUAAGUUAAAUGAAAUUCUCGUGAACAUGGAUAGAAGAGGAUUCCACAGAUCUUCGCAAAAAUGAAAUAUGAAGUAUUUUGAUUACACAUUCGAUUGUAAAAUAUUACAAUUAUUUUGUUACAAGGUAUUACAAAAUAAUAUCAUUGUACAGGAGCAUAGAAACAAUUUCUUGUUGUUUAUUAACAUUAAAGAGUUCUAUUUAUUUA
Megachile rotundata (alfalfa leafcutting bee) is the source of this 1364-nucleotide messenger RNA. It is a transcript of the gene Tango14, whose product is annotated as transport and golgi organization 14. Gene Ontology annotation, molecular function: ditrans,polycis-polyprenyl diphosphate synthase [(2E,6E)-farnesyl diphosphate specific] activity. The record is from RefSeq and is a predicted model, not a curated record. Lineage: Eukaryota; Metazoa; Arthropoda; Insecta; Hymenoptera; Megachilidae. Gene Ontology annotation, cellular component: dehydrodolichyl diphosphate synthase complex; endoplasmic reticulum membrane.